Raphanus sativus (radish) is the source of this 2329-nucleotide messenger RNA. RefSeq names its product pentatricopeptide repeat-containing protein At5g64320, mitochondrial-like. NCBI's taxonomy places the organism in Eukaryota, Viridiplantae, Streptophyta, Magnoliopsida, Brassicales, Brassicaceae. The coding region runs from base 37 to 2208 and encodes 723 amino acids. Gene Ontology annotation, molecular function: protein binding. The record is from RefSeq and is a predicted model, not a curated record. The transcript has a single exon.
GUCAUUCGGAGAUUGAUUAAUGUAGCGUUUCGGAUUAUGCUUGCGAGAUCAAAGCUUGCUCUACAUCUGAGCAGAAGAAGAAGAUCACACUCUCUCCCCAUACACUCCCGUCACUGUAGCGUCGGCGGCGGCGAUGAUGAUGAUAAAGAUGGCUCCUUACCGAGAAACAUCCCCUCCGAUUCACCAAACGAAUGGGAGAAGCUUCUCAAACCCUACGACCUCGACUCGCUCAAGAACUCAUACCCAAAAAUCACACCUUCACAGCUCUGCAACCUCCUCGAGCUCCCUCUCGACGUCCCCACCUCACUAUCGCUCUUCUCGUGGACAGGUUCUCAGAAGGGCUACCGACACUCCUUCGACGCGUACCAAACCCUAAUCCGCAAGCUCGGAUCCGAAUCCGAGUUCGAAACGAUCGAUACACUCCUCCUCCAGAUGAAACGAGAAGGACUCUGUUUUAAAGAAUCGAUUUUUAUCUCCAUCAUGAGAGAUUACGGCAGAUCAGGCUUCCCCGGACAGACCACGAGGCUUCUCCUGGAGAUGAGGAACGUCUUCUCCUGCGAACCCACGUUCAGAUCUUACAACGUCGUCCUAGAGAUUCUCGUUUCCAGCGGUUGUUACAAAGUUGCAGCUAACGUGUUCGACGAUAUGCUCAGCAGAAGAAUCCCACCGACGCUGUUCACUUUUGGUGUUGUUAUGAAAGCUUUAUGCGCUGUUAACGAGAUUGAUUCGGCGUUGUCUUUGCUUAGAGACAUGACGAGACACGGCUGUGUUCCGAACUCGGUGAUUUACCAGACUCUUAUACACUCGUUGUCCAAGUGUAGUAGAGUGAACGAAGCGCUUCAGCUUCUUGAGGAGAUGCUUCUGAUGGGUUGUGUGCCUGACGCUGAGACUUUCAACGAUGUUAUACUCUGUCUUUGUAAGUUCGAUAGGAUUAACGAAGCUGCGAAGAUGGUGAAUAGGAUGUUGAUGAGAGGGUUUGCUCCUGAUGAUAUAACCUAUGGUUACUUGAUGAAUGGAUUGUGUAAGAUAGGGAGGGUCGAUGCUGCGAAGGAUCUGUUUAGCCGAGUUCCGAAACCGAAUAUUGUGAUCUUCAACACUCUUUUUCACGGGUUUGUGACGCACGGAAGGCUUGAUGAUGCUAAAUCUCUUUUGUCUGACUCUCAUGGUCUUGUUCCUGAUGUCUACACGUUUAACUCGUUGAUCUAUGGAUACUUGAAGAAGGGUCUUGUAGGUUUAGCUUUAGAGGUUUUUCGUGAGAUGAGGGAUAGAGGAUGCAAGCCUAACGUCUUUUCUUAUACUAUCUUCUUUGAUGGUUUCUGCAAAUUAGGAAGGAUAGAUGAAGCCUUCGGUGUUCUGAAUGAUAUGUCUGCUGAUGGGUUGAAACUCAACACUGCUGGUUACAACUGUUUGAUAUCUACUUUGUGUAAAGAACAUCGAGUCGCUGAAGCUAUUGAUGUUUUUAAAGAGAUGCCGAGGAAAGGGUGUAAGCCUGAUGCGUAUACGUUCAAUACGAUGAUAUCUGGACUCUGCGAGGUCGAUGAGAUUGAACAUGCUUUGUGGUUGCAUAGAGACAUGAUAUCAGAAGGUGUUGUUGCCAACACUGUUACGUACAACACGCUGAUCAAGGCCUUUCUCAGAAGAGGCGAGAUCAAAGAAGCUCGUAAGCUGGUCAAUGAGAUGGUUUUCCAGGGAUCCCCUCUUGACGAGAUAACCUACAAUGGUUUGAUAGAUGGUCUGUGCAGAGCUGGGGAGGUUGAUAAGGCGAGGAGCUUGUUCGAGAAGAUGUUGAGAGACGGGGUUGCACCGAGCAAUGUCUCAUGCAACAUACUUAUAAACGGGCUGUGCAGAAACGGGAAGGUGGAAGAAGCGGUUGAGUUUCAGAGAGAAAUGGUUCACAGAGGAACCACGCCGGACAUUGUGACGUUUAACAGUUUGAUAAACGGUCUGUGCAGGGCUGGGAGGAUCGGAGAUGGUGUGGCGAUGUUUAAGAAGCUUCGGGAUGAAGGUAUAUCGCCUGAUACGGUGACGUAUAACACUCUGAUGAGUUGGUUGUGCAAAGGAGGUUUUGUUGAGGAUGCUUGUUUUCUUCUGGAGGAAGGUGUUGAAGAAGGGUUUGUUCCGAAUUGUAGAACUUGGUCUAUUUUGCUGAGGAGUCUUGUCCCUCAAGGAACAUUAGAUAGACAUAGAUUGUAUGAUGUAGUUCUUUGAACCCUAAAUGAUGAGAGAGAAGUUUUUUGAGUUAAUGUAUGUCUUGUAACUGUGUAUGUGUAUUACACUUUUUGUGGUUUUCAUUCAUUAUAAUUUCAUGUUCCUCAAUUAUUAAUUAAAA